Messenger RNA from Populus euphratica (Euphrates poplar), 610 nucleotides. RefSeq names its product DNA-directed RNA polymerases II, IV and V subunit 8B-like. Bases 16 to 573 code for a protein of 185 amino acids. Lineage: Eukaryota; Viridiplantae; Streptophyta; Magnoliopsida; Malpighiales; Salicaceae. The transcript is spliced from 4 exons. Gene Ontology annotation, biological process: DNA-templated transcription. The record is from RefSeq and is a predicted model, not a curated record. Gene Ontology annotation, cellular component: RNA polymerase I complex; RNA polymerase III complex; RNA polymerase II, core complex.
AAUUUUACAUUGAACAUGGGCCCGGCCCGAUUGUUUCUCUUGCCCUUCUUCAGUUCCCUUCCGUUUAAUUAUUAUAUUCCCUCUUGUCUUAAUCUCUCAAUAGUUUGCUGCUGUUGCCUCACUCGAAAAACUUCCAAGCUCUCUAACAAUUUUUUUGCAGGAAGGAUGUCAAGCUCAAACAUUAUCAUGUUUGAAGAUAUUUUUGUUGUUGACAAGCUAGAUCCUGACGGAAAAAAAUUUGACAAAGUGACCCGCAUUGAAGCACAUAGUCAGAACUGUGAUAUGUUCAUGCACCUUGAUGUGAACACUGAUGUAUACCCCAUGUUCGUGAAUGACAAAUUCACAAUGGCUUUGGCCCAUACGCUGAAUCUGGAUGGGACACCUGACACAGGCUAUUAUACUCAGGGAGGGAGAAAAACACUUGCUGACAAAUAUGAAUAUGUCAUGCAUGGGAAGCUAUAUCAGAUUCAAGAGGAAGGAUCAAGGAGGGCAACUCGAACGUAUGCAUCCAUGUUCAGAAUUUGCAUUUCUGCAAAUAUGUUCAUUAUAUUAUAUUUAUAUAAUUUUUCUUGAUAUUCUAUUUAUGAUGACAAUCUUUAUUCAUUUACUU